GAGGCAGACGCUCUGUGCUGCUUCACAGACAGGGAGUUUUCAGAAGUCCCCCAAAACACGGUGCUUCCGUACAGGUGUUUACAGAUAGUAACAUUGGUCUGAAGAAAAUGCAGAACUAAUGAAAUGGCACAAUAUUAAAAUGAUGCAUACUCAUCUAGGACGUCUAUGGUCAUUGCCUGAAGAACAUGGAGAACCUUUCAGAGGAUAAUACUCUGAAUUGCACCAUUGACCACACCAUACACCAGACAUUAUCACCAGUGAUAUACAUACUUGUCUUCGUAGUAGGACUCCCCGCCAACUGUGUCUCACUUUACUAUGCCUAUUUGCAGGUGAAGGUCAAGAAUGAACUGGGAAUCUACCUUUGCAAUUUGACUAUAGCAGACCUACUUUAUAUUUUCUCCCUGCCCUUUUGGCUCCAGUAUGUUUUACAGCAUGACAAUUGGACCUAUAAUGAACUCUUAUGCAAAAUCUGUGGCAUCCUCCUGUAUGAAAAUAUCUACAUCAGUGUGGGCUUCCUCUGUUGUAUCUCAAUUGACCGUUACCUGGCUGUGGUGUACCCUUUUCGCUUCCAUCAGUAUCGGACAAUGAAAGCUGCUAUAGUGGUGAGCAUUGUCAUUUGGACCAAGGAAAUUCUGACCUGCUCGCUUGUUUUUACACAUGGCGAAGUGAGUAACGACACGGAGAGCCACCUAGUGUGCUUUGAGCAUUACCCCAUAAAAACCUGGGAAAACAACAUAAAUUUUUACCGUUUCACUGCUGGAUUCCUAUUUCCAUUUUCUCUGCUGCUUUUUUCUUACUGUGGCAUCCUUCGAGUUGUCCGCAAGAGUCAUGGCACUCAGAAAAAGAAGAAGAUUCAAAUUAAACGCCUGGUUUCAAGUACAAUUUUAAUUUUCUUGGUUUGCUUCGGACCAUAUCAUAUUCUGUUGUUGACACGCAGCCUCUUUGAGAAUAGCUGUGCAUUUGCUGCCAGUAUUUUUAACGUCUACCACAUUUCACUUUUGUUGACCACUUUUAAUUGUGUUGCCGACCCAAUACUAUACUGCUUUUCCAGUGAGAACACCUACCAGGAUUUUGUCAAACUACGAGACAGCUGUUUAAAGUACCUAAGAUGCAAAGUGGUAGAAACCCAGGAAUCCUACCCGCUGAGUACUCCAAAAACUGUCAAAAAAAUAAGGGACCAAGCUGAGCUUGACCCAGAGUCAUUAAAUACACUACAUGCUCAUGAAAUGGAGGAAACAUCAGCUGACACUUUUCCAAAAGGAAGAGUGAUGUAAAGUCUCCAUGUAUAUAUUUGUUCACUUCUCAUUUGGGCUGUAAAAAGCAUCUAUAAUUUAAAAAUACAAUCAACUAUGCUACACAGAUAUUCUUCUUUCCGCACGGGGAAUUCCUUAGUUCCUUUAAUGUCGUUCAGAGCUUUAUUCUAA
Elgaria multicarinata webbii is the source of this 1424-nucleotide messenger RNA. RefSeq names its product G protein-coupled receptor 68 (gene GPR68). The record is from RefSeq and is a predicted model, not a curated record. The transcript is spliced from 2 exons. NCBI's taxonomy places the organism in Eukaryota, Metazoa, Chordata, Lepidosauria, Squamata, Anguidae. Gene Ontology annotation, biological process: G protein-coupled receptor signaling pathway; cellular response to pH. Gene Ontology annotation, cellular component: membrane. Bases 186 to 1274 code for a protein of 362 amino acids. Gene Ontology annotation, molecular function: G protein-coupled receptor activity.